Messenger RNA from Schizophyllum commune H4-8, 1389 nucleotides. RefSeq lists its product as uncharacterized. The record is from RefSeq and is a predicted model, not a curated record. The coding region runs from base 106 to 1128 and encodes 340 amino acids. NCBI's taxonomy places the organism in Eukaryota, Fungi, Basidiomycota, Agaricomycetes, Agaricales, Schizophyllaceae. The transcript has 9 exons.
ACUUAAGGGCCUGCGGACGCGCGGGGCUUCUCAAGCCCUGCCGCCCUUCCCCUGCCUUGAGCGCCCCGCCCCCAAGAGCGCCUUACGACCCGCACGAAUACGAACAUGUCCUCCGAUCCCCGCCAGCGCGCUCACCCUCAAGCCUUGGGCUCCCGCACCUCGAACUCGCUUGGGGCAUUGCCCGGACCCCGCCGCCCUGCGCCCGUUCGCGGUCAUUCCUCUGCUGGAGAGCUCACGAGCCAGUCAACCAUCUCGAACGCCGCCGCCCCGUGGCUUGUAUCUCAUCGUCCUGAACACCAAGUUGCCCCAUACGCGCAUUCCAGUUUCGACCGCAACCCGCUCCGCUUGCCACACUUCGGUGAACUUGUCCGAGGCAUCCAGAACGUCAGCGUAGAGGACGGUCCGCGCGAUCAAUACGCGGACGCGAGGCAGCUCCCACCUCUGCGCACGCUCACGUCUUCCCCCGCCGCCUAUGCAGCACCAUCAAGGGUCACGCAGCCGGCCUACGGGGGCAAUUAUGCUAGUCGUCGCGAGGCCUCUACGUCUCCCUAUCUGUCACGGCCUGGUUUACCUACUCCGCCGGUCGAGCGCGGAUCGCCUGCGCAGGUUUUCAGCCCCGAGACGCCUUGGGAGAGUCAGAGCGUCAGCAGCGAGCAAUCGUACGGCUCGGGCUCGAGCGACGGCAUCGAUAGCCCAACGGACGGUCGUAACUGGGAGGAUUACGCUCAGAGACACACUCCGCGUAACGGCCCAGUGUCGUACAGCUGCAUUUGGCGCGGUGAUGACGGCAUGUGCGAGUACAACGGCAAGAAGCAGCUCGUCAAGCGGCACGUCGAGAACGUUCACUUGAAGAUCAGACGCCAUGUCUGUCCUAUAUGCCAGAGGACCUUCGCGCAGCGAACCGGUCUCGACAUGCACGUCAGUGGACACACCGGGGAGAAUCCCCUCAAGUGUCGCUACGAAGGCUGCCCCGAGGCUUUCAGAGACCCUGCUCGUCGUCACCGCCACUAUUGCAGCGUACACGGCCACCAGCCGCGGUCGAUGAGGCGCAACCAACAGAAUGCCCUGAGCGAAUCAGCAUCUUACGAGUCCAUCCAGCCCUGGAGUUCUGAUGAUGGGCGCCAUUAGGCGCGCCCACACACCGCUGUCGAAACUCACGACGAAAUUCACGCUUAAUUCUCACGCCCACGGACUUACUUCGCUCCUCUGACUGUCGCGCUCUCGUGAUAUGGCUAUCGUGCUGAUUUUGUAUUUAAUUACCUACUGUUUUCUGCAAAGACCUAUAUACCAUCCGGCUUGUUCGCACUAUGGCUUUCUACUAUGUACUAUCGGCGCAUCUGUACUAUGUGUAGCUUCAGGGAUUUAAACUUCAAUCGAUAUGUCGGCCAG